Messenger RNA from Sander lucioperca (pikeperch), 3621 nucleotides. RefSeq names its product probable E3 ubiquitin-protein ligase HERC4. The transcript has 23 exons. The record is from RefSeq and is a predicted model, not a curated record. Gene Ontology annotation, biological process: protein ubiquitination; ubiquitin-dependent protein catabolic process. The coding region runs from base 174 to 3128 and encodes 984 amino acids. Gene Ontology annotation, molecular function: ubiquitin protein ligase activity. Lineage: Eukaryota; Metazoa; Chordata; Actinopteri; Perciformes; Percidae.
AGUGGGCGUGUUGUUUUCGUUUCAUCAUAGCUUAUUAUAUGUUUAGUAGCCUAAGUUUUGUUUUCCGUUGCUCACAGCAAAGUUUGCAUAAUCAACCAAUCAAGUUUCGUUUCUGACUGACAGAGCUGAGGCAUAAAAAUCAGCUGUCGGUUCUCCAGAGCCACUUCACCAAAAUGUUUUCAUGGGGAGAGGACUGUGAGCAGGGCUUUCGGUUGAGAGACGGCUCAACUAUAUCAACAGGUGACGGAGUUCACUUUUUAAACCUGAGUUUUGACAUCACGGAUGUGUCAGCAGGUCACAAUGUGCUCGCCUUCGUCAAAAGUAAUGGAGAUACAUCCAUCAUUCGCACAAAUGAGAGCACAGAUGGGAUAAGGGUCAGAGGAAAACAGAAGUUUGUGAAGUGUAAAGAGAAGAUUCAGGCUGUGAGUUGUGGUGAUGAUAUGGUCACACUGCUGUCUGAGAGAGGAAAAGUUCUCUGUGUGGAUGCAACUCGCACUUACAUUCCAAGGCCCCUUGAAGCUUUGUGUAAAAUACCAGUUUCUCAGGUUGCUUGUGGGAGCCAGCAUUCAGUUGCCCUGACCAAAGAUGGUCAGGUUUAUACAUGGGGCAAGGACUCCAGGGGCCAGGGGCCAGCUGGCACCAAUUCACCCCAACACCUCAGAUCCCUGUCAGCGCUCCCCCUGGUCCAGAUCGCUGCAGGGGGAGAGCAGAGCUUCGCCCUCUCUGUCUCUGGUGGUGUGUUCGGCUGGGGCAGAAACCACUGUGGACAGCUCGGGCUGGGAGACACAACAGACAGACAUACACCAACUCCACUUCAUUACCUGAACUCGAAGAAAACUAUUCACAUUUCCUGUGGAAAGAACCACACUGCCAUUUUGACAAAGACUGGUGCAGUGUUUACAUUUGGCUCUGGCCAAUAUGGACAGCUUGGGCACAACUCAUUCAGAGAUGAACUACGACCCCGGCUUGUUGCAGAGCUCUGGGGGGCAAAGGUCAUCAAGACUGCAUGUGGACGACAUCACACAUUAGUGAUGACAGACUCCAAGAGGGUCUACUCCUUUGGGUGUGGAACGCAGGGGCAGCUGGGACAUGGAGAGGAGAGUCAUCCGUCUGUGCCGCUACCUGUUCAACUGCCACAGGACACCACUCCCAUACUUAGAAACAUCUACGCAGGAGGGAACUGUUCGUUUGCAACGUGCACACCUGUUCAGGAAGCUGAUGAGAAGUCAAACACUGACAGUGUCAACAAUGUCAAACAGCACUCUAUUGAGGACAUGAUUGACAAAUGGGUUUCUAAAUGUGAUUUAAAAUCAUCAAAAAAGAUAAAACAGGAAAUCCACAGGACGUUUUCCUCUGCAUCCUGUAUGAAUCGAGUCUUCCUUGACCAAAGCAAAGAUAAACAUUUCCAGACCUCAACAAAGUACUCCGGCUUGAACUUGUCACUUGUGCAACCUGCUUUCGAGAAACUUGUGAAGAAAGAUGAUGUUUUGGCAGAGGUUGAGGCUGCUGUCCUGCACUUGCUUCCCUCUUUCGAUGAGAAGUCUGUGGGAGUGGAGGGGUUGAGGAUCUUCCUGCUUCUCAAUGAGCUCCUGCAUGUGAUCCAGAGACACAAACUGCUACUGAGCAUGAAGCUUGCUGAGGCGGUCGCUGCUGCCAUGCAAAGACUGUCUGCUGAAAGCCUCCAGGUCAUAGGGGACUGGUGGGCCUCAUUGACAUCCUCCACCAUGGUUAGACAUGUUAAGGUGUGGAAGCAGGCCCUCUCACUGAUCCUGUCCAAUGAGCCUGUUUCUCGCAACUCUGGAGUCAGAAACCUGCUACUAGUCCUCCAGUACAUGUACAACGCCAACAACAGGAUUGCAGGACGUCAGAGAAUCCCAGAAAAAACUUUUUGUUUGGGGAUUAGCGAAACAUUUCUUUGCGAGGAUUUGCAGAUUUGGCAUUCAAUGUCAAAAAUCCAGGAUAUGGAUCAUCAGCCACUUAUCCUUUUUAACUUCCCAUUUGUGAUGGAUCUGAAAUCAAAGAUAAUGGCUUUUGACAUCAAUGCCGCAUGCACUCAGAAAGAACACCAGGCAAAUAUGUUUUGGCCUUUUUAUUUUGAACUGAAGCUGAAGCGAGCAUCACUUUUGGAAGGCACCUUCAAACAACUGGCUUCUGCUGAUCACAGUGCCUUCAAGAAGCCACUCGUGGUCUAUUUUGAUGAGGACCCAAAGGUCACAGAUGUCUACAAAAAAGACCUUUUUCACCACUUGUUUCUUGAAAUGGUGUCAACUAAAGCUGGAAUGUUUAUGUUCAACGACUCUGAAACGCUGGCAUGGUUCCCCUCCACAGCAACAGAAGAGGAAAAGACAAACUUCUUCCUGGUUGGGGUUCUGUGUGGAUUGGCCUUAUACAACAAGAGUAUCAUACACUUCCCAUUCCCACUGGCUCUGUUCAAGAAGCUACUCGAUGUAGAGCCGACAUUGGAGGAUAUGAUGGAAUUCAGCCCAAGUGUUGGAAGGAGUCUGCAGUACGUCUUGGACUAUGAAGAUGACCUAGAAAAUCUGGACAUGUGUUUCUUGAUUACCUGGAAUGAGACUGAGAUUGACCUUGAUCCCCGAAAUCCUGGAAAGGCCGUGACAGGUCAAAAUAAGAAGGAGUUUGUGGAUGCCUACGUUAGUCAUGCCUUCAACACAUCAGUGGAGAGUGUGUUUCAGGAGUUUAAGCGGGGCUUCUUCCAGGUGUGUGACAGGGAUUUGGUGAAGCUGUUUCGGCCAGAGGAGCUGCAGCGAGUGUUGGUGGGCCAAGAUGUCUAUGACUGGGCGAAACUGAAACAGAACACAGUGUGGGAUCUUCGUGUUGGCUACCCCACCAUGCAGAUGUUUUGGGAGGUUUUUGAUGAACUGACUGAAGACCAGAGAAAAGAUUUCCUUUGGUUCCUGACUGGUUUUAGAAGGGUUCCUAUUCUUGGCAUGGACCAGGUCCAGAUGAAGGUUCAACGUAUGCAAAUCCAGGGCGGUCAGCACUACGAUCAGCACUUCCCUAGUUCUCUGACAUGUCACUCUAUUCUGGACCUGCCCUUAUACUCAUCCAAGGAGAUUAUGCGAGACAGGCUGACAGAGGCCCUGAUAACAGAGAGAGGAUUCUUGUGAUGGCGGAUCAACAGCUGUACAGGAGUGUGUACUGUAUCUAUGCUGGGAAAAGGUGGGCCUGAUUGUUAUUUUAGGAUUACAUUUCCUGCCCUACCUCAGGAUUAAAACUAAAUCACUGUACUGAAUGCACAUGACUUGAUGACUUUAAAGCGUAAUGUUCUAGCUGAUUAUGUGUCAAAAGAGGUGUCAGUUAAACUGUAUGGUAAUGUUGGUGUGUUUCCAGUUUAUGGCUCGGUUAUAUAAUUGUAUUAUAUAUUAAGAACAGUAAAUGUGGUUGGAGAAAAUAUUGUUAUGACAGUCGGAUAAGCCAAUAGUGUACAUUAGGGGUCUAUUUAGAAAAUGUUCAACCUUUGUUUCAGAAAUUUAUGUUGCACUCCAUUCCUGCAGGGGCCCAUUGUUUUAUUGUUUUGUCAUGACUGUAUAUUUUGUUUGCACAUCAUACCAUGUAACCAUAGUCAAUUAAAUAGUCAAUAAAAUAUGACAUUAUAAACAA